AUGACGAUUGAUUUAUUACGAAUUUGUUUGAUUAAUAUGCUUUCAUGGUCAGCUUUUGGAACGCCGAUAAUAUUUAUCUACGAAGGCUUUUAUCAAGGAUUUUCAUUAGGUGAACCUUUAAUAACAAUCAUUCUCUGUUUUGCACUUAGUAUUCUAACAAUUGUUUUGUGUUCAAUAAACAAUAUUAAAAAAAUUAUUAUCUUUGCUAGUAUUAAUACAGUGAUUAUUUUAAUUUUAUUCCUCAUCAAAAUAGUUUUGUUAUAUAAUUUUGUUGAUAAUAGUCGUCAAAUAUUUCAUCAACUAAUGGAAAAAUAUCCUAAUGGUGAAAAACCAGAUUCAGCUCAAUUCGUAUCAUAUUAUGUACCAAUUAAAGAUGAACAAUGUUGUGGUAUCGAUAAUAAUAAGAAUUUAUCAUUUGAAGAAUCCAAUUAUUUUCGUGUAAAUUUUUAUGACAAUUGUAUAAUAUUUUAUCCACCUACAUCAGAUUCUGAACAUCCAUAUCGUGGUCGACCAUGUAUGAAUUAUGUGCAUAAAUGGCAUCGCAGACUUAUAAAAUUUAUUCUUUUGGUAAUGGCUGAUUUAUUACCGAUUUCUUUAAGUGUUUUACUUUCAUUAUCAGUUCUUGGUGCACCAGGAUUGUAUGUUAUCGAAGGAUUUUUACACGGAUUUACGUUAAGCGGAACAUUAGCAUCAAUUAUUCUAUUUUCUAUUCAAAUAAAUCUUAUAAUUCUUUUAUGUGUAACAAAAAAUGUUAAAAUACUUAUACUGUUUCUUACAAUUGUUACUGUUAUUAUUUUAAUCAUAUUUAUAUUUGAAAUUUUUUCAUCACGAAAUUUUAUUGACAAUAGUCGUCAGAGGUUUUAUGAAUUAAUUGAAAAAUAUCCCGAUGGAACAAUACCCGAUGAUUGGAAUUUAAUUAUGUCUUAUCGUAUUAUUAAAGAUAGAAGAUGUUGUGGCAUUGAUUUGAAUAAAAAUUUAUCGCGUAGAGAAGGUCGUUAUUUUUAUGUCAAUUUUCCCUCAAAUUGCCUUAGGAUUUUUACUUAUAUGUCAAUAAAUCCCUACGAAAUUUAUCGUUUUCAACCAUGUAUGAACUACAUGCAUGAUUUGCAUUAUGUAGCUACAACAAGAAUACCAAAUAAUCAAAGAAGAAUUUAUCCAUCCAGUACAUCACUUAAUUAUCCAUCAAAUACAUUCAUAAUACCACCAGCAUAUCAGGAUAUUUUACCGAACGAAAACAAAAUAAAUAAUUAA
Rotaria sp. Silwood2 is the source of this 1251-nucleotide messenger RNA. NCBI's taxonomy places the organism in Eukaryota, Metazoa, Rotifera, Eurotatoria, Philodinida, Philodinidae. The record is from the annotation of a GenBank genome assembly.